AUGGCCAGUUCCUUCAGCCAAAGCAGCCGCAGAACCGUAACGGCAGCAUUAUUGUCUUUCGGCUCGAGGAUGGGGAUUUGUGAAAUUCGUGUGCAGACGGUGCCUCAGCCCUCAGCCCUCCUCGACCUUCGGUUUAACCCUCAUGAUGGUCAUCGUGAUAUCUGCGCCGUAGUCUCGAGCACUGCUACCCUUGCCUUAUAUAGGCUGUCCCCGGGCGAGGAAGAACCCCUGACGCACCUUAACACCAUGGACAUUGCGGCCAUGUCCCACAAUGAGAUCCAGCCGACACCCGGCGAAGAGAUCCUGUUCACCUCAUUUGGCUGGCACCCCUCAAGGGCGGAUAUGAUGGUCAUCACCACUUCAACUGGGCAUGUGUACUUUGUACAGCUAGCCACUCUUGACGGGGAUUGGGAGCUGAAUUCGGAGCCUAUCAUCACCCACACGCUUGAGGCUUGGUGUGCUGUCAUUUCCUCCGUACCAACCGCUCUAAUUCGGGCCGACGAGACGAAAGAGACCAAGGAGCUGUCUUUCCGGGUCUAUUCAGGGGGGGACGACUCCAUGUUGCGCUCCAGGACGUGUAACUGGAACGAGGGGAGCCUUGCCCAGUCUCUUCCCGCUCUUGAGUCGAGAGGUCAUGAUGCUGGAGUCACGGCCAUCCUUCCUCUCUUCGCACAAGAAGAUAACCACGAGCUCGUCGUCACCGGGAGUUAUGACGAAUACAUUAGGCUGUUCCUAGUACCGCCCUUUGGCAGGCCGAAGAACCUGGCCGAGGGUAUGCUCGGCGGCGGGGUUUGGCGAUUGAACCUGAUUGACCUAGACACGAACUCCUGCCCGAGCUACAGCUGGCGAGCCAGGAUACUAGCUUCUUGUAUGCAUGCUGGUUCAAGGGUGGUUGAGCUCCUGAGAACGGCAGCUGGGGAGUACCGAUUCAAGGUUCUAGGUCGUUUUGAGGAACACAAGAGCAUGAACUACGGAAGCGAUUUCCAACCGGGGUGGAAGAACAGGCUGUCGGUUGUGUCAACUAGCUUCUACGACAAACUGCUGUGUCUGUGGGAAUUUGACAUGGCUUGA
This is a messenger RNA of Chaetomium fimeti, 1071 nucleotides long. RefSeq lists its product as uncharacterized. The transcript is spliced from 2 exons. Lineage: Eukaryota; Fungi; Ascomycota; Sordariomycetes; Sordariales; Chaetomiaceae. The coding region runs from base 1 to 1071 and encodes 356 amino acids. The record is from RefSeq and is a predicted model, not a curated record. Gene Ontology annotation, cellular component: cytoplasm. Gene Ontology annotation, biological process: protein histidyl modification to diphthamide. Gene Ontology annotation, molecular function: diphthine methylesterase activity; protein binding.